AGGGGCCGAGGGCAUGGCCCCCGGAGGGCCGGUGCUCAGGGGCAGGCCCGGGGUUUUCAAACCGCCGCCGACCAGAUGGCGCUCGUGGCCUCCCUCUUAGGGAUCCGCGCGGCCUGGGGGGCGGUCCCGCCCCCCGGGAGUGGCCGGACGGGCCUGGAUGCGCUGCGAGAGGAAGCGCGUUUGCACGUUUAGGUCGUGAACAUGGCCUUCGCGGAGGAAAGAGACACGAGCACUCCGAGGGGCCCCUGUGUGUGACCCCAGAUAAACUUUGCAUCCGAAUCACAGGACAGGCCGGCAGCGGAGACACAGCGAUGGCCCCCUCCGGCCCCUUCCCGGGCGGCCCGCAGGGAGCAGGAGCCUGACGCGGCAGAGUUCAGAUGAGUUGGAUCGCGCUGUGAGGAGCCGCACGCAGCCCCCGAAGCCGUGAGAUGGCACCAAAGGCCAAGAAAGGAUUGAAGGGUGAGUGGAGAGACGGAACAUCGCCCGUGAACCAGAAGGAAUCCCCUCACCUUGGUCCCGAUGUAACUUACAGGCUCCAUCGAUGACGUCCUUCAGGACCUCCUGGGGGAUGAGAUGACGCUGCCGGAGAAGCCUGUCAGACUGGCGCCGCGGGCCAGAGAGAAGACACUCCCUUCCGAGAGGGCGAGGACAAAGUCCCUCCCGGAGCACAAUGCCUUCGGCACCAUGGCCGACCCCGCGGGAGCUGAGGCCGAGGUCUCCGACAUCUCAGAGGCAGACCCGCUGGCUCUGCUCCAGGCCAUGAAGGAUCUGGACGAGAUGGACGCUGACCUCUUGGGCCUGAAGAAGUCUUCUCUGGCCCCUGGCAGAGGCGCCGCCAAGGGGUCUGGGAAACAGGAGCCCAGCAGCCCCCAGCCCGCCGCUCCGGCAGCAGCCCGGGAGGAAGGCGACGCCAUACCCACCAAGAAGCCCUCCCCCUCCCCCAGCAGCUUCGGGCAUCAGUACAAGAAGUUUUCUCUCGAAGACCUGGAAGACCCACUGGCAGGCCUGCUCUCCGACGAGGACGACGGGACCGCCAAGCAGCUGCCCGGGACGGAGAGCAAAGCGGCUUCCGGAAAGAGCCCGGCAGCAGCCAGAGACCAAGGUCCCUCCAUUCCUCUCACUCCUGGGGACACCCCUGUCCGGAAGAGAGGAGAAUCGCUCUUUGACGAUGAUGAUGACCUCAUGGCUGCCCUGGGGUUCGGAGACAGCCCCAGAGGGGAGAGGAGGCAGCCAGGAGACCAGGAAGGGCCCCGCCCUGCGCGCUCCAAGCUGGAGGAGCUGCUGGGCCGAGGCGCUGCCCCCACACAGCGGGCUCGUCCGGGCACCGGGGAGCCCCUGGAGUUCAAGCUGGACAGGAGGAGCCAGAGGCCACAGGACAGAGAAGACGCCUGGGCCGAUGAGGACUUCACCUUCGGGGCCUAUCAGCCCACCGUGGGCUCCUCCGAGGGCUGGCAGUCCCGCCGGCAGCCGGGCAGCAGGUUCUUUGCAGAAGAUGGCGUAGACCGCAAGGGAGAGCCAGGCUCCAAGCAGGCCGCCCCCGCAGCAGCCAGCCCCAGCCCCCCCAGGAAGGGCGGCGCUGACUGGCUGGGCCUCAAGGACGAAGACGAGGACCUGCUCCCGCCCUCUCCCACCGCAGAGCCCCGCAGGAGAGGCCCUGCACUCCCCGCACCCUCCGGGCCCCCCCCUUCUGCCUCCGGCCCGCGCUCUGCCCCCGCUGGGCCGCCCCCCUCCUCCGGGGCACCGCCACCGCCCAAGGGUGCAGGUCCCCCGGCCACAGCCGGCCAGCCCUCCCAGCCGGGAGCGUCUGCGGAGGAGGAGGAGGAGGAGGAGGACUGGCUGAGCCACGCCUUGUCCCGGAAGAAGGCCCGCGGCCUGGCCAGAGAAGAGGGUGCUGCGGCCUCUAAGGGCCAGGUCCCGGAGCGGGCAGCGGGCCGACGCCCUCCCAGCAGGGGCUCGGACUUGGCAGGAGAAGUCUUCCGCCAGCCUGUCGCCAGCGCUCCAGGGCCCGAGCCAGUGGCUGCUGGAGGGACGGCAGGGCCAGCAGCACGAAAGCCGCCCGCCCAGCCUGCCGCCUCGGGGGCCCCCGGGACUUGGAACCCAGCCACCUUGGCCCUCGAUGCAGGCGACUCAAAGAAGGACACAGUCCCUGGAGACCUCUCCGGCACUGAGCCUGCAGUGCGUUUCCCGAGCUCCCAGGACCCCCCAGGGCCGGCGGGGCCCGUCCAGUCCCUGCUGCCGCCGCCCCUGGCGCAGAGCCUGCCGCCGGGCACAGGGUACCAGCAGCAGCUCCUGGCUGCCCAGCUGCAGCUUCAGAGUGGCACCGCCCAGCUCCAGGCCGAGCUGCUGCAGAGCCAGGCCCAGCUGGCAGACCUGGAGGCCCAGGUGCGGAAGCUGGAGCUGGAGCGGGCCCAGCACAAGCUGCUGCUGGAGACUUUGCAGCUGCGACACCAGGCCGACCUGGAGCUCAUCGAGAAUGCUCACAGAAGCCGCAUCAAGGUGCUAGAAACUUCCUACCAGCAGCGGGAAGAGCGGCUGCGGAGAGAGAACGAGGAGCUGUCCGCCCAGUACCUGUCGCACUGCCAGGAGGCCGAGCAGGCCCGGGCCGAGCUCACCGCCCAGCACCAGCGGCGCUUGGCGGCCGCCGAGCAGGAGAAGGACCAGGAGGUGGAGCGGCUGCGGCAGCUACAGCGGGCCUCCAUCCUGGAGAUGCGCAAGGACCACGAGGAGCAGCUGCAGCGGCUGAAGCAGCUGAAGGACCGGGAGAUCGAUGCCGUCACCAGUGCCACCUCCCACACGCGGUCCCUGAAUGGCGUCAUCGAGCAGAUGGAGAAGUUCUCUAGCAGCCUGAACGCACUGUCCUCCCGCGUGGAGGCCUCACACCUCACCACCGCACAGGAGCGGGAGCUGGGCCUCCGGCAGCAGGACAAGCAGCUCCGAGCACUGCAGGAGCGGCUGGGCCUGCAGCAGCGGGACAUGGAGGAGGAGCGGAGCCGGCUCCAGGAGGUCAUCGGGAAGAUGGAGGCCCGCCUGAGUGAGCAGAGCCGGCUGCUGGAGCAGGAGCGCUGGCGGGUGAGCGCUGAGCAGUCCAAGGCCGAGUCCGCGCAGCGCGCCCUGGAGGAGCAGAGGAAGGUCACGGCCCAGCAGCUGGCCAUGGAGCGGGAGGAGCUGGAGAGGGCCAAGAGCGCCUUGCUGGAGGAGCAGAAGGCCGUCAUGCACAAGUGCGGGGAGGAGCGGCGGCGCCUGGCGGCCGAGUGGGCCGAGUUCUUCGCGCAGCAGAAGCUGAGUAAAGAGCGGGCGGAGCGAGAGGCGGAGCGGGCGCUGCAGGCGGACGCCCAGCGGGAGGGCACCCUCAUCAGCCUGGCCAAGGAGCAGGCGGAGCUGAAGAUCCGGGCAAGUGAGCUCCGGGCCAAGGAGGACCAGCUGGCGGCCGAGAGGGAGGCUCUGGAGCGGGAGCGGGAGGAGCUGCGGCAGGAGAAGGAGAGGGUCCGCGCUGCUGCCCUGCGCAUCCGGCUCCGCUCCGAGGAGGUGGAGAAGAUGAGCCAGGUGGCCUCGGAGAAGUACCAGGAGGGGGAGCAGGCACUGCGGGAGGCCCGGCAGGUACAGUCGGAGCAUCAGGCCCGGCUGCAGCUGGUGCGGCAGCAGGUGGAGCGGCUGCAGCAGCAGGAGCAGCACAUGCAGCAGGAGCACCUGAGUCUGGCCCAGCAGAGGCUGCAGCUGGACCACGUUCGGCAGGACCUGCCCUUCGGCCCCAUGGGGCCACUUGCCCAGGCCCCAGGCCUGGUAGCGUCCGGCACGAGUGCCUUUUCAGCCAUCGUGGCUCCCGCUCCCGCCAAUCCUCAGGGCCCCCAGCCCCCAGCCACCCUGGGCUCCUCGCUUCUCCACGCCAAGCUGGUGCUGAUGAAACACUCAGCUGAGCAGGACCGAGACUUCCUGGAAAAUGAGGAGUUCUUCCUGGAGACCCUGAAGCAAGCCUCCUACAAUAUGACAUCCCACCCAGCCUGAAGGCCCUGGCACUCUGUCCUAGUGCCCCUGCUUCCAGCUCCAGGGAGGGGGUGCCGGGAAGGCUCUGAGAUGCCCAGGGCCUGAUAACAGCUCUUCAAGUAGCCAGGGUACAAGGGCAUCCGACCACGCCAGCUGCAGCUGAGGAGGCAGGUGCCCCCGGCCCCGGGUUUGCUGAGUGUCUCUGCCCCCAGAUGCUGUCAGCUUCAGCUUUGGUCCUCUGGACCCCUCCCCUCGUCAGCAGGCAGGCGGCUGAGGGGUCUUUUCACCUGGGCCUCUUCUGAGACGGGGUCUUCUCCAGGGAGCAGCCUCCUGCCCUCCCGCCUGAGGCCAGCAGAGACCUCACAGGGCCCUUCCCUAAUCGGAUGUGGAGUCGGACCACGUGUUUUGAGGGCCUCUGUCCUGCUGCCCAGGGGUGGGGGUGCAGGGGCAGGAGAGAGGUGGGAAUCGCAAUUACUUAUAAAUUACUUGGAAAGAACGUGUCCUGGUGAGCACGGAGGCAGCGGGGCGAGCGGAGUGGCCCUGAGCAGGCAGUUCGUGUGUGUGUCGCAGACUGCUUUCCGGGGGGAGCUUAUUUACCAACAAUCUACAGCCUUCAUCUUGGACCCAUUAAAUUGCUAUAUGUUUUGUAAUCCA
Messenger RNA from Pipistrellus kuhlii (Kuhl's pipistrelle), 4635 nucleotides. It is a transcript of the gene FBF1, whose product is annotated as Fas binding factor 1. Gene Ontology annotation, cellular component: centriole; ciliary basal body; ciliary transition fiber. The record is from RefSeq and is a predicted model, not a curated record. Lineage: Eukaryota; Metazoa; Chordata; Mammalia; Chiroptera; Vespertilionidae. Gene Ontology annotation, biological process: establishment of epithelial cell polarity; cilium assembly. The transcript has 30 exons. Bases 574 to 4002 code for a protein of 1142 amino acids.